AUGGCUGUCCAUUCCUUUUCCAUUUGCAACGGCGCUUGUCACACGGUUCUUACAUGUUUCGUGUACUUUCAUUAUGCUUUCGCGCUUACGAGCUCAGUUUAUCAGUUGGACUCGGAGUAUUCGGGCGCCAAUUUCUUCCAAGGCUGGGACUUUUAUACGGGUGGCGAUCCUACUGGAGGAUUUGUAACAUAUUACAGCCAGGGCUCUGCCCAACUCACGGGUAUGAUCAAUGCCAGCGACAGCUUUCCCAUCUACAUUGGCUCCGACUACAACACCGUGAUCGGAUCGACCCAAGCAGCAGGCAGACCCAGCGUCCGAAUUUCCACGCAAAGAUCAUGGACCCAUGGAUUGUUUAUCGGAGAUUUCAAUCACGCCCCAGGAGGAGUUUGUGGAAGCUGGCCAGCAUUUUGGACCUUGGGACCAAACUGGCCCUACAACGGGGAAAUCGACAUCAUGGAAGGAGCAAACCUGGUCACCUACAAUGCUGCAACAUUACAUACGAACCCCAACUGCACGAUUGCUGGUGACAGCAGAACCAUGACAGGUCAAUUGAACAACAACAACUGCGCCUACUAUCCUGGCUACAACGUCGGCUGCGGGAUACGCGACACUCGAUCAAUCAGCUAUGGUGCAGGCUUCAACGCAAUUGGCGGUGGUGUUUACGCGAUGCAAUGGACCUCCGACUACAUCAGUGUAUGGUUUUUCCCUAAAGGCUCGAUUCCAAGCGAUAUCGUCAACAAGGCUCCCAAUCCUUCCUCUUGGGGUCUGCCAAUGGCAAAUAUGCAAGGCUCGUGUGUCAUCGACCAGCAUUUUCAGGCCCACAAGAUCAUCUUGAACAAUGCAUUUUGCGGAGAAUAUGCAGGAGCAACCACUGUGUGGAACUCGACGACAAACUCUUGCGCCACGUACACGGGAUAUUCCACUUGCAACGCAUAUGUCGCGGCUCAGCCUGCGGUUUUCCAGCAAUCUUAUUGGAGCAUAAAUUCGAUUCGCGUAUAUCAGCUGGUCGAUCCCAGUGCCAAUGCAAGCUCUACAAGCACUGCAUACGUUGCGAGUAAUCAACCCACUCAAUCAAGCACGUCAACGAUUCCGUCCCCGACUCCGGUACCGACAACAAGCCUGUGCCCCACGUACAACUUCACCGUCGUCCAAUCCGGCAAUUUCAAGUACGAAAUUGAAUGCGGAGUCAAUAUCGGCGGAUCCGAUAUUGGUCGACCAUAUCCCAGCUAUCAAGUCACCUCGUUUGAAGACUGCGUGGCUGGAUGUAGCUAUUGGAAUACUUAUAACAGUAGCAACAUUUGCGGCGGCGUUACAUACCAAGUCAGCAACAAAGCAUGCUACUGGAAGCGAAACGUUGGAAGCACUCCGGCUGAUCCCAACUUUAACAGCGCCAGGCUCAUGUACUACGCCUAUCCACUGGUGACUGACGAUCCUCGACAACAAACAUCAAGCAGCAGCAGCAGCACAUCAUAUGUUGCGACUUCGGUCACGCCUCAAGACACCAACGUCGAGCUUUACGGACGGUGUUCCCCUGGGUGGGAGCACGACCGACGAUAUUUCAUCCACCACGUCGAUUGUUUCGACGACAAUAGUGACAACGACGGGCAGCAGCUCCCUCACUAUGUCGACGUCGAUGGCAAGCCAGACUUUGUCAACCACUUUUUCAAGCUCGGGGCCGCAUACGGGGCCCACAAGCAGUACAACGCCAGCUUCAUCGCCCGUUUCAUCGACUUCAAGCCUGUCGACGGCGCCAGCCACGAAUUUGCCCCCUUCUUCUUCCUCUUCCGCAGCAGCAACAUCAGGAAGAACUACUACGGCGCCAUCAACAAGUGGACAGAUUUCCCCUUCGAGCUCAGUGUUGUCAAGCUCGUCAUCCCUGCCUCCAAGACAAACUACGGUCGUUAG
Cladophialophora bantiana CBS 173.52 is the source of this 1905-nucleotide messenger RNA. RefSeq lists its product as uncharacterized. The coding region runs from base 1 to 1905 and encodes 634 amino acids. NCBI's taxonomy places the organism in Eukaryota, Fungi, Ascomycota, Eurotiomycetes, Chaetothyriales, Herpotrichiellaceae. The record is from RefSeq and is a predicted model, not a curated record. The transcript has 8 exons. Gene Ontology annotation, biological process: glucan catabolic process. Gene Ontology annotation, molecular function: hydrolase activity, hydrolyzing O-glycosyl compounds.